Molecule: messenger RNA, 1034 nt
Organism: Aquila chrysaetos chrysaetos
Lineage: Eukaryota; Metazoa; Chordata; Aves; Accipitriformes; Accipitridae
Product: feather keratin 1-like
Exons: 2
Coding region: 149-613 (154 amino acids)
Cellular component (GO): intermediate filament
Molecular function (GO): structural constituent of cytoskeleton
Source: RefSeq, a predicted model, not a curated record
CCACGCAAAUCCUCCCAAACACCUACUUUCACUUAAAAGCUGCCGCCGCUGCCAGGGUCAGACGGACACAUCCUCAAGAGGAGGACAUGAAAAGGGAGCGUUGCGGGAAGGAAAACACUCCUCGCCUCAUUACUCGUGAAGCUGUGGCAUGCAAAGGCAGCGUGCUUACUGCAAAAUGCUGUCAUGCGCAAAGGCUGCCCCACCCCCUCGGGCGCUCAAGGACCAGCAUAAAAGCAGCCCAGCACCUCUCUCCCUCACACACUUCUCCCGACGCCUUCUCCUCCACCGUCAACAAGGGCCCCUCCACACCGCAGACAUGGCCUGCUACGACCUCUGCCGCCCCUGCGGACCCACCCCGCUGGCUAACAGCUGCAACGAGCCCUGUGUCAGGCAGUGCGAGGACUCCCGCGUCGUCAUCCAGCCUUCUACCGUGGUGGUCACCCUGCCAGGACCCAUCCUCAGCUCCUUCCCCCAGAACACCGCCGUCGGAUCCUCCUCAUCGGCUGCCGUGGGCAACAUCCUCAGCUCCCAGGGAGUGCCCGUCUCCUCCGGUGGCUUCGGCUUCGGAGGCCUGGGCUGCUUCGGCGGCGCAAGAGGCUGCUUCCCCUGCUAAGGGCCCUCGCCACCACCCCUGACACCAGCCACCCACACCCUCGAAGCCACGGCACGGAUUGAGGACACACCUCCGGGAUGUUGCUGCCACGGGGGCCCGCCAUCCACGGCUCUUCCUCUCCAGGCACAAAGCAGGCAGGGAAGCGGGCCAGCCUGGGCUGCCUCGAAACACGGCUCACGGACCUCCUCCUCUUCUCCCACUUCCCUCUUUGCAUCGCCCCUUCGGCGGUGCGGCUCCGCUGCAACCACCUUCUCACAAGCCAAAGACCACCGGUGAACUCCAGCGUGCUGCUCCCACUGCGGGGCAGGAAGAUCUUGGUGCUCUGACGAGACCUGUCUCACACAAGGGACCUCGGCUCACGGUCGCCCUACUCGCCCCUGAGACCGGCUCCCUUCCAUUUGCCCGCUCCUGACUUUUCGCU